CAUAAUACAUAAGUUUGCACUGUCAAAACUAAACAAGUCCGCCAGCAGAUGCAGGACGGGAUCGUGUAUAUUCAGAUUACAUUGUAAUCGUUUCAAUAUACAGCUGCACAGCUACACAAAAUCGUAUCCGUUACCUCGCUUAAACAACCCGUCACUCUUGAAGAAUCACGUUUGUCUUCUGAUCUCGUGAUUGGACUAAAAACGCAGCCGGAGACCUCAACAUCAGCAGCAGACAGCUGCGCAGAGGGCGUUUAGUAACUUCAAGGUGACUGAAUGGAUGCAGUAGGUGCACACUUUGUUUCGUUUUUAAUCAGUUACACUAGACUUUUUAGAUAUGUGAAGACCUUAAAACCGACCCCAAAACUAGCCCAAUGUUUUUCCAGCCUCCCGAACCCUUUUAUACCCGCACAAACAAAUUCCAAACCUCCCAAUCUGGCAACACUGCUUAUGAUUGGACUAUCUCCGAGUGACGCUUUAUAAAGCAAGAGUAGUGUGUUUCUGUCAGAAGACGCACGCACUUAUAGUUGAAUAUGGCGGGCACGCAUGCAGUGAAAGCGUACUUGGAUCUCUUGACGCCGCCAAGCAGGGCUGUACUAAUAUUCCUGAAAAGCAACAAAAUACAACAUACGGUUGAACAAAUUCUGAUACGAAAAGGGCAGCAGAAAUCACCUGCCUUGACCAAACUCAACCCUAUGCAAAGAGUGCCAGUGUUGGACGACAAUGGAUUUGUACUUACUGAGAGUGAUGCCAUAUUAAAGUAUCUGGCGACAGUCUACAAUGCCCCUGAUCACUGGUACCCGAAACUGCCACAAAAGAGAGCCAAAGUGGAUGAGUACACGUCCUGGCAUCACGGGAACACGCGUAUAAAUAUUUCCACAAUCUUCCUGCAAGAGGUAUGGUUUCCAAUGCUAGGAGUGCCAACAAAUCCUGCCAAGUUUGAAAAGGCAUUGAAGAAACUGGAUGGCACACUGAACAUGUUGGAAAACAUGUUUCUGAAGAACCAGGCCUUCCUGUGCGGUGACGACAUCUCAUUGGCUGACCUGUUAGCAGCUUGUGAGCUCAUGCAGCUCAUGUGCAGCGAGAGGGAUGUUCUGAAGGACAGACCCAAACUGCUGAGCUGGAGGAGUCGAGUUCAGUCAGCGCUCUCUGACACCUUCGAUGACGCUCACUCUGUUGUCUAUCAAAUAAGAGAGAAGUUCACAGCUAAAAAGUGAAAAAUCAACUCUCUACAAGAUGAUAACAAAUUAUUAGUUUAAUAUAAUUAACAUUGCAAGGUCUUGAAAUUUUCUUCAUGGAAUUAAGAAUGCACCUGUGCCAUGGGUGUGCAAUGGUAAACUUGGUAAACUCUUUUUUUUUGCAGCAAUAAUUUGUGCUUUUUGUGUACACAACAUGGUAGUGUGGUUUGCUAAAUAAACAAUGGUUUGUGAAAACUUGAGUAUAAUAGAAGGAGCAGAAAAUGUACCAUAUCCUGUCAACAAUGAUGAUUUGUGUACGAUAAAAUAAAAAGUAAUUACUUCUUUUGAAUACAACGUCCAAAAAGCAUAAAAAAUAUAUUCAAACAAAAAAAAAACUACACCUGACCCUAAUAUUAACCAGUGAGUUUGGCUGAAUAGCGUGGUGAAGAAAGUUGAUUUUAGUUCAGGAGAUAAACAGUUAAUAAGAUUAUGUGAUAUGUCAUCUUCACACAAUGCUGUAGAGGGCAGUGGUCCCAUUCCAAUCGAUGUCGGCCUGCCAAACAAAAAUUCAAAUGGGCUUAAGUUAGAUGUGGUUAUUUUCUGCAUCCUCAUGUAUGUCAACGCAAUGGGGAGUGCUUUGACCCAAGACAAAGCUGUUUGUUCACAACAGUUUGACAAUUUAUUUUUCAAUAAAUGUUUGAUUACACCGUU
Messenger RNA from Puntigrus tetrazona (Sumatra barb), 1886 nucleotides. Its product is annotated as glutathione S-transferase theta-1-like. The transcript has 4 exons. Gene Ontology annotation, biological process: glutathione metabolic process. Gene Ontology annotation, cellular component: cytoplasm. Gene Ontology annotation, molecular function: glutathione transferase activity. NCBI's taxonomy places the organism in Eukaryota, Metazoa, Chordata, Actinopteri, Cypriniformes, Cyprinidae. The record is from RefSeq and is a predicted model, not a curated record. Bases 531 to 1214 code for a protein of 227 amino acids.